UUUCAGGAUGAAAAGCAUCAUUCGACAACAGUUGUCUUCAGCUGUCUAACAAACUACCAAGCAAGACAAGAUGAAAUCUAUUGUGUUGGUUUCCAUGCUGGUCGCGGUGGCGUUCGCCGCUCCCCAAGGGCAGCCCGAACACGAGCCCAUCCCGAUAGUCCGUGACGACAGCCAAAUCAAUGGCGACGGAUCGUACCAAUACGCUUACGAGACCGGCAACGGCAUCAGCGCUGACCAGAAGGGUGAACUCAAGAAGGUUGGAGACGUAGAGGCUUUGGAAGUGCAGGGCGAGUUCAAGUACCCCAGCGAGAACGGAGAGCAGAUCUCCCUUACGUACACCGCUGACGAGAACGGAUUCCACCCGCAAGGCGCCCAUUUGCCCACCGCCCCCCCGGUACCUGAAGCCAUCCAGCGCUCGCUCGCCUACCUCGCCACUGCGCCUCCCGCACCCGCCGACGCACCCCAAGCCUAAUAAUUUCAUCUAGUCAAACCAUAAUACUCAUUUAGUGUUGAGUGAUCUAUAUUUUAUAAUUUUGUACCACAGAUAUACUUAAUACAGUAACUAAUUCAGAUUUAUCCUUUUAUUCUGUUGAUACCUACCGUGUUCAUGUAAAUUUGUAUUAUGUAACAACACUAAGACGCAUCCGCAAAAUUAUAUACAAUUUCAAAAGCUA
This is a messenger RNA of Manduca sexta (tobacco hornworm), 674 nucleotides long. Its product is annotated as endocuticle structural glycoprotein SgAbd-8. Bases 71 to 472 code for a protein of 133 amino acids. NCBI's taxonomy places the organism in Eukaryota, Metazoa, Arthropoda, Insecta, Lepidoptera, Sphingidae. Gene Ontology annotation, molecular function: structural constituent of chitin-based larval cuticle. Gene Ontology annotation, cellular component: chitin-based extracellular matrix. The transcript has 2 exons. The record is from RefSeq and is a predicted model, not a curated record.